Messenger RNA from Anolis sagrei ordinatus, 1935 nucleotides. RefSeq names its product Smad nuclear interacting protein 1 (gene SNIP1). NCBI's taxonomy places the organism in Eukaryota, Metazoa, Chordata, Lepidosauria, Squamata, Anolidae. The record is from RefSeq and is a predicted model, not a curated record. Gene Ontology annotation, molecular function: protein binding; mRNA binding. Gene Ontology annotation, biological process: miRNA processing. Gene Ontology annotation, cellular component: nucleus.
AUGGAGGAGGAGGCCGAGCGCCGUCGCCGACGCCGCCACCACCGGAAGCGGAGCCCGUCCGGAGAGGGAAGAGAAGGAGGAGGGAGUCGCUCUCCGCCGAAGGAGAAGCGGAAGAAGAGGAGCCGGAGCCCCCGCCGAAGCCUCGUCAGAGUCAAGCAGGAGCGGGAGGACCCACCUCGGAGGGGCCAUGAGGAGCGACCGCAUCGGGAUCAUUCUGGGCGGGGGAGAAGCGACAACAGGGACCGUCACCGGGGCCCUUCUGGCCGGAGGAAGCCCCACAGAGACGGCAAGGAGAGGGCCACUCUGCCGGAUCCAGAGCAGGAGGCCCAGAGGGAGUUCUACAACGCACGUCGGAGGGAGCGCCGCCAGCAAGCUGGGGCCAGUGGGGAUGAGGGGGGCCUGGAGGAGCAAGGCCCUGGUGGAGCAAGCACGGAGAAGCCAGCCGAUGAUAAGGAGAAGCCCAGCUUCGAGCUCUCAGGGGCCCUCCUGGAGGACACCAACACUUUCCGGGGUGUGGUGAUCAAGUACAGCGAGCCCCCAGAGGCCCGCAUCCCCAAGAAGCGGUGGCGGCUCUACCCCUUCAAGAAUGAUGAGGUCCUCCCGGUCAUGUACAUCCACCGGCAAAGCGCCUACCUCCUGGGACGGCAUCGACGUAUCGCUGACAUCCCCAUUGACCACCCGUCCUGCUCCAAGCAGCAUGCUGUCUUCCAGUACAGGUUGGUGGAAUACACCCGUCCGGAUGGCACAACGGGCCGGAAAGUGAAGCCCUACAUCAUUGACCUUGGUUCAGGUAACGGCACGUUUCUGAACAAUCAGCGCAUCGAGCCUCAGCGUUACUACGAACUGAAAGAGAAAGAUGUGCUGAAGUUUGGUUUCAGCAGCAGGGAGUAUGUUCUCCUCCAUGAAUCGUCAGACACCACAGAAGUGGAGCACAAGUCGGAGGAAGAGGAAGAGGAGGAAGACGAGGAGGAGGAGGAAUCCACUUGAAAGCUCUUCUGAAGAGGGAAUACUGGGCCUUUUUUUGCAGCCAAACUCAGAUCCAGACCAGACGGUUGAGGCACCGCUGCCCUGACACCUCUCACUGCCUUAAACUCUUGCGUUGGGACACUUUAGGGCUCAUUUGCCUCCAGGUUCAGUGGUUGCGGGCCUUGACUGACGGAAUCAGCUCUUCAGUUGGUUCUGAUCAAUCCAGAGAAGCGAGGGAGCUUUUUGUGGACCAGCCAAGGAAGUGGCGUUUGCAUUAUUUUAAAAAAACAAAAACUCUGAGGCCACAAACCAUACUGGACAAAAGCGGGGCCUUCCCCAAAAUGACCAACUGUUAUAUUGAUUUUGUUCUCUCCUGCCCCCUUCCUUCCCCAUUUUGACAGCUACAAAUAGAAGCUACUUAUUAUUUUUUGAAGUAGAAUUUUGGAAUAUACAAAGCUUGGUGAAUGUUCUGUGUAAUGUCUUUGUUUUUUAUUAAUGUGUUAAAAGGAAAGAAAUUAUAAGACUUUUUAUGGAUUUCUACAAUGCACAUAACCAGUUUUCAGGGAUAAGUGUGUAUAACUAAUUCCCAGGCUGUCCUGUCUGGAGUUUUAAAAAGAGCAUUUGGCUUCUGUGGAUUUCUUAUUGAUGAAAUGGGGGUGAGGGGGUGGGAAGGUGUUUGAUGCAAGUGCUUUUCUAGCCACCGUGGCCCUUUUCCCACUUAAUGCAGUGGCUAUAAUUCCCAGAAAAAGCAUGAGGAGAACAACAUCGUCAUGUGUCUCAUGGGAGAGAGAGGGCUGGGGAGGGAGGCAGUCCAAGGCUUUGCAGAGGGUUUAUUAUCAUGUAAGCGUGGGGCCAAAGACCAUUUAUUCAGGCAGAAGGUGCCAGAAAACAACUUGGGACAGCAGUUCGGUGUCCUUUACAAUAGUCUGUAUUUUUUAAAAAAUUAAAUAUUUGUAAAUUUAGUUUGAA